Kuraishia capsulata CBS 1993 is the source of this 492-nucleotide messenger RNA. RefSeq lists its product as uncharacterized. The transcript has a single exon. Lineage: Eukaryota; Fungi; Ascomycota; Pichiomycetes; Pichiales; Pichiaceae. The record is from RefSeq and is a predicted model, not a curated record. Bases 1 to 492 code for a protein of 163 amino acids.
AUGCUAGUAUCGUCUUCGCAGUCCGAAUCAAUACCAGAUGGCCAUUCCGUCACCAAAAGACUCCAGAGCGAGCUGAUGCAACUCAUGAUGUCCAAUGUGCCCGGGAUAUCCGCUUUCCCUGAAUCUGACUCGGAUUUGCUCAGCUGGAGAGGUAUGGUCGAAGGGCCUACGGAAACGCCAUACGAAGGGCUAAAGUUCAAGCUAUCGCUGCAUUUCCCUCCAAAUUACCCAUACAAAGCGCCCACGAUCAAAUUCAUAUCUCCGAUGUGGCAUCCCAAUGUUGACAUGUCUGGGAACAUCUGCCUGGAUAUUCUCAAGGAGAAGUGGUCUGCGGUGUACAAUGUCCAGACCAUACUGCUCUCCUUGCAGAGUCUUCUGGCCGAGCCCAACAACAAGUCGCCAUUGAACGCGCAGGCUGCUGAUUUAUGGGAUCACGAUAAGGCCGAGUACAAGCGGUUACUGCUUAAUAGAUACGAGGAGAUAGAAGAUUGA